Molecule: messenger RNA, 3132 nt
Organism: Varroa destructor (honeybee mite)
Lineage: Eukaryota; Metazoa; Arthropoda; Arachnida; Mesostigmata; Varroidae
Source: RefSeq, a predicted model, not a curated record
ACAAAUUUUAGCGCAAGACUCAAGGAAGCUUUAAUCUGCCCCCUAAAUAAGGCUCAGGUUUGACGACGGCUUCCAUCUGCGGACAUAACGGAACUUCUUUCGAAAAGUAUAUAGGGGCAAUGUUCCUCGAGUGUCAAUAUGAAAAUGAAAGCAACGAAGCGGGGUAGAAGCCAAAACGCUGCUUCAGAUGAAGGAAUAAUAUCGAAGGGUCUACCAGCAAAAAAAAUGAUCAGCCCGCAAUAUCUAAGGGAAGUUCAUACUCGCGAAGGCUUGUAGAGGGCAAAAUAAACGCAAGACAGACGAUCCGCUGGAAAUAAUUUGCCGAAAUAUUUGAUAGCUAUUGAAAUUUGGCGGGAAGUUUCAAAGAAAAAUGUGCCCAUUUAGUCAAGAAUGAACGGAAGUAAUUAUAUAAGUGCAUAGCUACAGUCACUCCUAGCUGGAAAAGCUUUGUACUGCUUACUUUCAAUGGACAACUUAGCCGUUGUGGAUAUUCCGUUUCAUGCACAAGAUCCCUUACUGAGGUCACUUCCUUCGGCGACUUCAAUCUAUUAAACAGUUUCGCCAGUCAAUUAUUUGCAAAAGCAAAUAAUUGACUGGCGAAUAAAAGGCAACCGUAACUGGAUAGCAGCAGGUGAGACUCGGGCACAAGAGAUAUUGAAGGAAAAAGGAUGGGUCGCUGAACGGCAUGGCACACAGUGCUGUAUCUGGGUUAAAUGGGAGAAUUAUUCAUAAUUAGUGAAUUCAACCGAGCUUCACACUCGACUCACACAAGAUAGACCUCUAAAAAACCGUAACUAGAUACUCCACUGACCAUACGUUGUUGUUUACGGGUAGAAACGAAGCUCAAUCUAAAUAGGUAUAGUAUUGAAAUCAAAUACAACUUGAUCGAGACGUGUUGAUCAAUAAUAACAGGAUGAUGUCUUCAAGAGGGCUUUAUACGUGCCUAGGUCAGAAUUUUGUACCAGUAUGCCAGUCGGAGUGGCUAUACUCAUCAGAAUGUCCUGGAACUCACUGCGGCUGCAUGAAUGAAAAGCACACUGUUCGCGACUCCGCUCGCCUGAAGACCACUCCUUCAGGACCGGCAUAUUGCCGAUGUGGUGCACCUCGUGUCCCGACUCUUAAUCACUUGUUCUUAACUGAAGAUCUAACAAAAGUACCUCCACGCCUUAAGUAUGAUAAGAGUAAAUAUCGCAGUGUUCAUGUUGAUGGACGAACUUAUUUUCUAUUACAAAGCAGCGAGUACGCUGGUCCGUUAUGGACAGAAGAACAGCAUAGCGAUUCGGUAAGAGGUCAAUUGGCACUGAACGAUGCUGGGGGAACCGUUGAGUUUGCCUGUGGUCAUGGACACGAUAAUCAGCAGAUGAAAAAAUGUCUAAAGGACAAACGCAUCUUUGGAAGCCAUCUCGGUGCUCGGCCUUCUUCCAGAAGGCCGCAGGAGAGUUACGAAAACCUUGAGCGGUUAAAAAGAGCAGAAAUGCGAAACGAUGACUUCAGAAGGCCAAGGGAAGUUAUCCAUAACCGAAUUCUAAAUCCGGGGCUCCCUAGGCGAAUAACUCAUCUGAUUGUUCCUCGUCAUAGACGUUCUUCCAUUUCUGUCAGCGGCUCUGAAGUACGCCCUUCUGUUCUACGGGAAGCCAGGUCAUGGGGCACAUCUGCGGCUUUUCCAAAUGGGCGGAACAGUCGUCUGGAGAUACCGAGAACCGCUAACGAUGGAUAUAAUCAAAGAAGGUCCAGGUGCCGAUCUGGGAAGCCCAAGUACCUGAACAAGAAAUCGUCACUAGAACAAAAAAUUGCUGAAACCGAAUGUUGGCGUGUCCGUAAACAUGACGCCAAGUCGAAAGUGACACAGAAUCAUCAAAGACCAGCUAUAAUAAAGCAGGAGCAGGUUCGACGCAUCCCAAGGCGGUCAAUAGGACGUUCCAAGUGUGAAUUAUUGGGCACUGCUACAGUUUACCGAACUAACGCCAAUAAUGUGGGUAAAUCUAGCACAAUCAAGCUAAGUCGCGAUGUCCAGAAUGAUUCCGUUGCAUCUCCCGAGAAGGUUUGGAGAGAAAAACAGACGCCGGAUGCAAAAGAAAUUUCAAAUAACACUCACGACCGACGAAGAAACGCUGAUGUCCACGAGGCGGACGCAUCAUCGCUUGAUUCAUACGCUAGAGUUACGGCGGAUAAUGAGGUUGUGAACAAUGCAUCCGUGACUACAAACGAAAAGCUUUCUAGCCCCAAAAGUAACCGGCAUCGAUCUGUCACAUUCAAAACCGGUGUGACUAGUCAUGAUACGGCCCCGAGGACUUCGAACGAUAAAUGCGAUACUAUUAAAAGUUCCCCUUCAUUAUAACAGGAGGAAUAGACGCUGAGUAGCAGGUUACCACAGUGGCAAUCUUAUUCCGAACGAAACGACGACUUUGCACGUAUAGCAGGUCGUCUUGACGCUCUGCAAAAUAGUCAAACUUUCAGGCUCAGGAGAAACUUCGUUUUUCUGAAUAGAAAACAAAUAGGAACAUGGCUCCUUCUAAUAUAUGUGACUAAAUUAGGUGUCCAACUUUUUUUGUCAAUACCAUUGUAGGAAGUGUAUUUAAUCUGAGACCAACGGAGGAAGUUUCGCAACAUUUCGUUGUUAUACCCAUGCUGAAAAAACUUCAUCUUUUAAUAACAUUAAAAAUAAUAAUCACGGCACUAAAAUGCGAUAAUACACAGACAUAGGUCACGAUCAAUUUCGGCGCUUGUUAUAUUCCUUAUAAGCUAACCUAUCUCCUGUGAAAUCCGUAUGUGACUCGCCCUAUGAGAGAUACAAUGCAUUUUGCAGCUAUUGAGUAACAGCAACAGGAGAAUAUUGACUUUUGUUGAGGUGCACAGUCAGACAAAAUCUUAGUACCCCACAGGGCAAAACUGAUUUUCGUCUCAAGUGAGGGAAGUUACCAGAAGUUAUCUGAAUGGAACACAUUUUUUUGACUCAAUAAUUGUGAAUGGGUUCUACGUUGUCAUAUCAUUACGCGUAGUUUCUUAUAGACGCUACUGAAGUAAGCAUAUAAGGAAGACUGUUAACAUUGCAGCGAACAAAGCAAUUUAAGGCCAACUGCGCACCUUUUAUAGUUUACAACGGUACGGAUUAUAAUAAAUAAAGCUGUUCAU